AUGCGCACCACAGAUCUUACCGGGAUUUAACAGUUGUAGUAUUUUGUCCAAAAAAUAGUCAAUAUAAAAUAAAAAUGAUUUUGUAAUGUAUAAAUUAAAGGUUAUAAAAUAACGCUCAAGAAGAUGUCAAGCAUUGGAAUUGUUUAUCUUAUAUUAUUCGCCCUAUCUUAUACAGAUUGCAAGUUUCACAAAAAUAAAAAAAGUCAUAUAAAUGCUACAUUCGAACACACCGAUCAUAAUAGUGAUAGUUUUUCAAAUAAAUAUGAAGGUAAACAGACAUUCUCUUAUUCAGUACCUAAAUCUGCUUCUGGAGCAUUUAAACUUAAUAACGAAAAAGAAACUUUUUUUUUUGAUUCCGAUGGAGAUUUUGAUAACUUUGACACUGCAUCAAAAGAUUUUUUACGCUCCUUCAUACCAAAAAGUAUGUUUAAAAACCAAUUAUUUGAAAUAAACAGUAAAAUUCAAAACGAGUUUUUUAAUAACGUUCACAAUACAGAUGGAAUGGAGCUUGGAUCAAUGGAAAUGGAUCCUGAUUAUAUUUUAUAUAAAUCACGUGAUAUGAAAAGAGGUUUUAAUAACAGCAACCACAAUGUACCAGAAAAUAAAAAUGUUACAGAGGAAUUUAUAAGCAGCCAUGAGUCAGAGCCAUCCCUUGAUGAUGAUGAAAAUGAAGAGUCAUUUGAUAAUGAUGAAAUUGAAGAUGACAAUGAAGCACUUGCAGAAUCAGAAACUAAUGUUAGUCAAGAUGAUGAAGAAAAAGAACUUGAAGCAGAGGAGUCAAGUUAUGCUUAUGAAGACUCAAAUCAAAGUGAUGAUGCAAAUGAGGAUGUCCUUGAUCAAGACUUUGAGAAUGAAUAUGAAAAAGUAAAUGUCCAAAGCAAAGAAUUUAUGAGUGGUCCAAAAGAAGAUUUACUAGGAGCAGUUCGACAGGUUGGAGGACAGCCUCAGAUGCAGGUUAAACAAGGAGGCUCAACUCAAAGUGUCUCAAUGCGUGGAGCAGGUGGAUCUAUUGGAGGAGGUUUUGCUAGUGGUGGAUCUGGUGGAGGAAGUAUGUUGUCAGUGUCAAGUGGUGGAGGUCAGUGGAAGUCAGGGAGUCACAGUAUGGGCGGAGCUGGAGGUAGUUGGGGAGGAGGAGGCCAAGCUAGUAAGGGUGGAGGAGGAGGUUGGGGAGGAGGAGGUGGGAGUAUUGGAGGAGCAACUCUUGGAAAAAGUGCAGGUGGAGGGUUUUCUUCAGGAACUGCUGCUGGAGGAGGAUUAGCUGGGGGUGGUUCAGCUGAAGGAAACAGAGUUGGAGGAGGUGCAGCAGGAGGAGGUGCAGCAGGAGGAGGUGCUGCAGGAGGAGGUGCUGCAGGAGGAGGUGCUGCAGGAGGAGGUGUCGCAGGAGGAGGUGCAGCAAAUAAAGCAGGUGGAGCAAAUGGAGCAAUAGUAGGGAGUUUAGCAUUAGGAGGUGGGUCCAGUGGAAUAGGUGUAGCAGGAGGAGCAUAUGGUUUGGGUGGAAUGAGUAACAUAGGUGCUGCUAAUGCUUCAAUGGAAGCAAAUAAAGUCUUUGGAGCUUCAAAGCAUAAAUUAGCAAUUCAAGGGGUUUAUAUGAAUCCUGAAAUGGUUCGAAUUGGUGGAAAACUGGUACAUAUUACUACAACUGUACAUAUUCCACCUCCCAAACUAAAUCUUGCUGUACAGUUGCAAAAAUGGGAUUGGAGAGUUUUUGCUGCUGGAUUCAAAUAUGAGUCUGUUGGAAAAGCGAGUGUGGGAAUAUUAGUUGAUGGAUCGUAUGGAAAGCACAUUGAAAUGAUAAAGCGUUGGGCCUACAACUUUAUUCUGAUGUUUAAGAGAGGUUCUUAUAUAUCAAUAAGUACUUUUGGAGAUUCAGUUAAUUUGAUAAAUGGCUUUAAAACAUUUUCAAAGUCUUCAGAUAUAAAAGAAAAAUGCAUGGAGAUUUUACCACUCCCUGGUCGUAAAAUAGGAGAAGCAUUAGAAUAUUAUUAUAACUUGUUUCAAGCUAUUAAAUUAGAAGCAAAGUUGAAAAUGUUUUUGUUUAUGUUCUUGAAAGGCAAUACUCACGGUGAAAGUGCAAAAAUGGAGGAAUUUGGUGGAAAAUUAAAAAAGCUUGGAGUUAAGAUAUUUGUUAUGGCAACAGGAUCUGGUGUUAGCCUUAGUGAAAUGCAAAAGUUUACUAAGCCAACUAGAAUAUUUCAAGCAUUGAAUUAUGAAGCUGUUAUAAUGGGAGGUCCUGCACUGAAAAUUGGAGGUCAACCAAGUAUUAUGAAGCAAUCUAUUUUAAGAAUCAUUCAAGCAAGACUUCAAAGAUAUCUCGGUUUGGAAGUAGGCACUUCUUCUCCCCACUCUGUUCAUGAUAAAGGGCAUAUUCACAGAGAAUGGUGGUAUAAAAGCUGGCAAUGGGAUAAACAGUAUCAAAAAGACUCAUCCUUUGAUUUUAAAUAUGGCGGUGUUGGCAAAGCUAAUAUUGCUUUUGUUGUUGAUGGAACUAGUGCAGAACUUAUCAUGUUUCUUCAACGCUAUGUGUAUAAUUUAAUUAGGUUGUUCCAACAACAAGGAACAUACACAACAAUUAUGACAUAUGGUAGAGACCAAUACCGGAUUGCCAGUUGGGUAUCAUUUGUUAGUCCACAGGCAGUGCAGAAAUAUUGUGGAUCAAUACCUUUUAUCCAAACAAAAUAUCGAAACACUGCAGCAGCUUUGGAAGAAAUGUUUCAAUUAUUUUCUGUUCAAAAAUCUAAAAAUAAUAACCCAAACAUUUUAUUCUUGUUGGUUACAGGAACCUCUAGUGACAAAAGUAAAUUCAAAGAAGUUGGAGAGAAGUUUAAAAGUUUAGGUGUUAAAGUUUGGGUGGUUGCGCCUGGGCCUGAUUCUGGAGAAAUUUUAAGUGAAAUUAAAGAUAUUGUUGCACAAGAAUAUACAAUAGCUGGUGAUGCAAAGGCUGUGGUUGCUAAAGAAGCGCUAUCUUCAAUGUUAAGUUCCCUUACACAAACUGCUGGAACUGGCAAUAUUAUGGCAUCAAUAACCGGUGCUGCUAGCAUGAUAAGAGUACAAGAAAAAUGGAAUUGGAAAGCUGGAUUGAAAUCUAUUAGCUAUGGGCACUUGAGUCGUGCAAAUGUGGGAAUUUUAGUUGACGGUGUUGAUGUUGAAAAAUUUGGAUUUUUUCGGCGUAUGGUUUACAACAUAAUAAGAAUGUACUCAUUAAGUGGAACUUAUAUUAAUAUUAUGGUUUAUGGCUCUGAUGUCUUUCAAGUAGUUAAUUUUGCUCAGUUCAGAAGUGCAGAUGAUAUUAAAAAAGUCUGCAAUUCAAUGCCUAAAGUAGCAAAUGGUGUUCGAAGUACUGGGAACGCUCUAAAAACAAUGCUUAAUGCAUUCAGUGAGGCUCCUGCAGGAAAUGCAAAUGUUUUAUACUUAAUAACUUCUGGACAAGCUGCUGACGAUGUAGUAAAUCCUUCAAAUUUAUUACGCAAAUAUGGUAUUAAAACAUUUGCCUGUGGCAUAGGAAAAGAUGUUACAGCAAAGUAUCUUGAUUCAAUAUCAUUUUCAUCAAGCACUUCAUUCAAAAGUUCUGUUAGUGGACUUGUUAACACAAUUGGACUGAUGCAGUCUUCAGCUGCUUCAAUUGUUGGAACAAUAUCUAAAGCAUGUGGAAAAUCUGGUCAUAUCAGCAGCAAAAAGGCUGAUAUUGUUAAAGACUGGCACUGGAAAACCUAUGGGGUGGAUUUUACAUAUAAUUCUUGUAGCAAAGCAUCUAUUGGAUUUCUUAUUGAUGGUACUAACAAACAUCACUUUGAUGUUCUACAGAAGUUUGUUUUUAAUAUAUACAAGUUGUUUGCGUUGGAUUCAUCUGCUGCUUUUAUGACUUAUGGUGGAGAAACAGACAAUAGUAUGACCAUGUUUAGAAAAUUUCCAGACAUGACUGCUUUCCAGACUGCUUGCUCUUCUAUUUCCUAUUACGGUUCAAAAGGUAGAAAAACAGGAGCGGCAUUAAAUGCUUUUACAAAGACCUUUACAGACAAUGCUGGUGAUAAGAAGCUAUUAUUCUUGAUUACAACAGGAAAAAGUGAUGAUGAUGUUGCUACACCGGCGAAAGCGCUUGUUGCAAGUGGAGUAUCAAUUUUUGCCAUAGGUAUUGGUGAUAAAAUUACCAGUAGUGAGUUAAAGACGGUAUCACGAUACUACUUGAAUACAAAGUGGAAAGGGUUGCUUACAUCUAUGAUGAAAAUUCAGAAUUCAGUUGUCAAAGUUGUUGGCAAGAAUCCUCUACAAAAAGUUGAACCUGGUAUUCAAUUAAAAAUACCUCCUGGAGCUCCAUUUAAGUUACCACCACUUUCACCUCCAAUGAACAGUUUCAUUGACAGUUCUGCCAUGCAACCAAUUGGAAAACUACAAAGUUCAUGGGAAUGGAAUAAGUUGUUAGCUGGUUUGAAGUAUAAUGCUUUGAAUGCUUGCAAUCUUGCUAUAAUGGUUGACACUUCAAAGAAAGAGAACAUUGAUAUAGUUCAGCGAUUUAUAUACAAUAUUAUCAUGUUAUUUAAGUUGAGUGAUACUGUUGUAUCUGUAUUCACCUUUGGAAGUGAGGAGGCAACGUUGUUUGAGUCAAAAAAGUUCAAUGACCCGCGAGAAAUUAAAAAAGAACUUGGUGAGUUAAAAGCAAAAGAAAGUGAAACUUGUAACACAGGAAAAGCUCUGAUGUAUGUAAAAGAUAAAUAUGUGAGCAAGGUUUUAGAAAAGCCCAAUAGAAAAAAAAUGAUUUUUUUGCUGACAAGCUCGCAAUCUGCAGAUGAUAUAAGUAAAGGUGCUGAAGAGCUCAAAGGAACAGGGGUGGUUGUGUCCGCAAUAGGAAUUGGUAAUGACUACAGUCAAGAAGAAUUAAAUAUGCUAGCCUCUAAUGGUCAGUUAGCAAUGUCUGGAACAGCAGCUGAUAUGGCAACUUUUGUUUCACGUAUUCUCUUUUCUAUAACAAUGAUUAUCAAUGGGCUACCAAAUUCACCUUCAAUAACACUUGCAUCCAUGGUUGGUGAUGGAAAUGGUCAGUUAUUGUCAAGUAUUUUAAACACUGUCCAGUCAGUAAGCACUGCUGUCGAAAAUGCUGGAAUUAUAGCAAUUGGUUCUGGAAUAGGUGCUGGUACUGGCGAAGCCAGUGGCAUUAGUGGGGGUGUUGCUUCCGGAAGUCUUGGAGGUAUUGCUGGAAAUGGUGUUUCUAGGGGAGGUGCAACUGGUGAAGGAGGUGCAGCUGGUGGUAUUGGUGGCGUGGCUGGUGGAGGUGCAGCUGGUGUAGGAGGUGCAGCUGGUGUAGGAGGUGCAGCUGGUGUAGGAGGUGCAGCUGGUGUAGGAGGUGCAGCUGGUGUAGGAGGUACAGCUGGUGAAGGAGGUGCAGCUGGUGGAGGUGUAACUGGUGGGGGUGCUGCUGGCGGAAUCAGUGCAACUGGAGAAGGUGGAGUUGGUUUAGGUGCAGCAGGAGGAGGUGCAGCAGGAGGAGGUGCAGCGGGAGAAGGUGCAGCAGGAGAAGGUGCAGCGGAAGGAGGUGCAGCAGGAGAAGGUGCAGCAGGAAGAGGUGCAGCAGGAGAAGGUGCAGUAGGAGAAGGUGCAGCGAGAGGAGGUGCAGCAGGAGAAGGUGCAGCGGGAGGAGGUGCAGCAGGAGAAGGUGCAGCAGGAGGAGAUGCAGCAGGAGGAGUUACAGUGGGAGGAGGGGCAGGAGGAGGUGCAGCAGGAGAAGGUGCAGCUGGUGGAAGUGUAGCUGGUGGUGGUGCAGCUAGUGAGCAAGGUGCUGCUGGUGGAGGUAUAGCUGGUGGAAGUGUAGCUGGUGGAGGUUCAAUUAGUGGAGGUGCAGCUGGUGAAGGAGGUACAGCUGGUGAAGGAGGUGCAGCUGGUGAAGGAGGUGCAGUUGGUGGAGUUAAUGCAGCAGGUGGAGGUUUAGCUGGUGGAGGUACAACUGGUAAAGACAAAACAAGUGGUGAAGGAAGUGUAACUGGUGGAGGUGCAGCUGGUGGAGGAGGUGCAGCCGGCGGAGGUGUAGCUAGUGGAGAAGCAGCUGGUAAAGAAGGUGCAACAGAGGAAGGAAGUGUAGCUGGUGGAGGUGCAGCCGGUGGAAGUAUAGCUAGUGGAAGUUCAGCUGGCAGAAUGAAUGCAACAGGAGAGGGAGGUGCAGCUAAUGGAGGUGCAGCUGGUAGUGGUGUAAGUGGUGAAAUAGGUGUAGCUGGUGAGGCAGGUGCAGCAGGCGGAGCAAGUGCAACUGGAGAAGCAGGUGCAGCUGGUGGAGGUGCAGCAGGUGGAGGUGCAGCAGGUGGAGGUGCAGCAGGUGGAAUAAGUGCUACUGGAGAAGCAGGUGCAGCUGGUGGAGCUGAUGCAGGUUUACCUGGUGAAGGUGCAGCUGGGGGAAGUGUAGCUAGUGGAAUAAGUGGAACAGGAGAGGGAGUUGCAGCUGGUGGAGGUGAAGCAGUUGGAGGUGCAGCAGGUGGAGGUGCAGCUGGUGAAGGUGGUGCAGUGGGUGGAGUGAGUGCAACUGGAGAAGCAGGUGCAGCUGGCGGAAGUGAAGCAGGUCUAAGCGCAGCUGGUGGAGGCACAGCUGGUAAAGAAGGUGCAGCAGGUGGAUUGAGUGCAACUGGAGAAGCAGGUACAGCUGGUGGAGGUGAAGCAGGUGUAGGUACAACUGGUAAAGGUGUAGAUAAUGGAAUAGGUGCAGCAGGUGGAGGGGAAGUCAAUGGUGGAGCAGCUAGUGGAGGUGAAGGUGGCGGAGGAUCAACUGGUGAAGGUGCAGCUAUUGGAGGUGCAGCUGAUGGAGAAGCAGCUGGCAAAGGUGCAGCUGGUAAAGAAAGUGCAGCGGGUGGAGUAAGUGCUACUGAAGAAGGAGGUGCAGCUGGUGGAGGUGCAACUGGUGAAGGAGGUGCAGCUGGUAAAGAAGGUGCAGCAGGAGGAAUAAGUGCAACUGGAGAAGCAGGUACAGCUGGUGGAGGUGAAGCAGGUGUAGAUGCAGCUGGUGGAGGUGCAGUUGGCGGAGGUGCAACUGGUGGAGGUGCAACUGGUGAAAGAGGUGCAGCUGGUAAAGAAGGUGCAGCGGGUGAAAUAAGUGCAACAGGAGAAGCAGGUGCAGCUGGUGGAGGUGAAGCAGGUAUAGAUGCAGCUGGUGGAGGUGCAAAUGGUGGAGGUGCAACUGGUGAUGGAGGUGCUGCUGGUAAAGAUGGUGCAGCGGGUGGAAUAAGUGCAACUGGAGAAGCAGGUGCAGCUGCUGGAGGUGAAGCAGGUGAAGGUACGGCUAGUGGAGGUGCUGCGGGAGGAAUAGGUGCUACUGGUGAAGCAAGUGCAGCUGGUGGAGGUGAAGCAGGUAGAGGUGCAGCUGGUGAAGGUGCAGCGGGUGGAAUAAGUGCAACAGGAGAGGGAGGUGCAGCUGGUGGAGGCGAAACAGCUGGAGGUGCAGCUGGUGGAGGUGCAGCUGGUGGUGGUGCAGCUGGAGAAGAAGGUGCAGCUGGUGGAGGUGCAGCUGGAGAAGCAGGUGCAGCUGGUGGAGGUGCAGCUGGUGGAGGUGCAGCUGGAGAAGCAGGUGCAGCUGGUGGAGGUGCAGCUGGAGAAGCAGGUGCAGCUGGUGGUGGUGCAGCUGGAGAAGCAGGUGUAGCUGGUGGAGGUGCAGCCGGUGGAGAAGCAGCCGGAGAAAUAGGUGCAGCUGGAGGAAGUACAGCUGGUGAAGGAGGUGUUUCUGGAGGAAGUACUGGUAAAGGAGGCCCUGUUGGUGGAGGUGCAACUGGUGAAGAAGGUGCAACUGGUGGAGGUGGUACAACUGGUGGAAUAAGUGCAACUGGAGAAGGAGUUGCAGCUGGUGGGGGUGCAGCUGGUGGAGUUGCAGCUGGUGGAGUUGCAGCUGGUGAAGGAGCUGCAGAAGGUGGAGAAGGUACUGCUAGUGUACCAGGUGUAAAUGGUGCAGCAGGUGAAUCUGGUAAAGAAGCUGGCGGUGUUAAUGCAGGAGGAGGUUCUACAGGUGGAGGAGGUUUAAAUGGUGGUGAAGGUUCAAUUAGCGAAUGUUCUUCAAAGGGAGCAUCUAAUGGAUGCUCUGCUACUGAAACAGGUAAUGUGGUAAGCACAUCUGAAGGAAACACUCCUGGAAAUAAUCCAGGUUCUACCGUCGGAAAUAAUGGAGGAUGCAAUAAAGAAUCGCUGACAUGCACUUGCUCUCCAAAAUGCUCUAUUUGUUGUCAACCAAUUAUAUGUAAUCCUAGAGCUCGAAACUGUAUUACGCGAGUAGAACCAUUAAUAAAAUCCUUUAGUAAUAUAGGAAAGCAUGGAUAUAGUGUAGGAAAUGGGCAAGCAGCCAAUGAUGAAAAAGAAAUUAACACUAUUCAACAGUUGUUAGAAGAUUUCUAUGGCGAAGACACAGUUAAAAAAAGAAGUUUCCAUCCAAGAUUAUCAAUUGGUAGAUUAGCAAAUAAAUGAAGAUCAACUAAUUCCUUUCUGCAGCGAAUUUUCAAUGAAUUUAAGUGCAUCAAGCAUACUAGCGACAAGCGUAAUACUGACCCAAAGAAAUUGUUUUCUGUAGAAAACAGUUGUGCAUUAUUGCUUGUUAUAGCAUAUUUUUACAAAUCUUUGCAAUGCAACAACCCAAAUUAAUGCUUUAAAGACUAUAUUAGUUUUUAAUUAAGAUGUUGCACUAUAAAAGACAAAGCAAGCACGUUGCGAACCAAUCCGUACCAAUCCUACUAUCGUAGUUGAAGACCAUCAACCAUGAUGCGAACUUAUAUUUGUUAAUUGCUAUGUAGAUAUAUUUGUGUUUUAUAAAUAAAUUUUGCAAUGUAUAUAAAAAGUUGAGAAAAAAAAUAUUAUUUGUAUUUAAUUUGUUUACUGUAAAAUUAUUGGUUAAUAACGUUUUUAUUGACUUGAAUUUAUCUUAAGGUA
Molecule: messenger RNA, 8880 nt
Organism: Hydra vulgaris (swiftwater hydra)
Lineage: Eukaryota; Metazoa; Cnidaria; Hydrozoa; Anthoathecata; Hydridae
Source: RefSeq, a predicted model, not a curated record